Molecule: messenger RNA, 3002 nt
Organism: Stegastes partitus (bicolor damselfish)
Lineage: Eukaryota; Metazoa; Chordata; Actinopteri; Pomacentridae
Gene: mfsd8l1
Product: major facilitator superfamily domain containing 8-like 1
Exons: 12
Coding region: 316-1845 (509 amino acids)
Biological process (GO): transmembrane transport
Molecular function (GO): transmembrane transporter activity
Source: RefSeq, a predicted model, not a curated record
GGACUGUUUGGUUUCACCUCCACAGAGAGCUGAGCGGCUGGGCUUCCCGAGUUUAAUUCUCACUGUUAAGACUCGUGGAAUAACAUGCAUCGUUUUAUUAUUUAAGCCUUUUUCUUUUUUCUUUUUUUUUUUUUUAAUUUAUUUAUUUUUUCCCAGCCGCUCGCUGCCUGUCCUGCUCAUGUCCCUGCUGGCGGCUUUAAUUGGAGGCGGCGCACUCAGCAUUACGUUGAUUUCCAGCCAGAAUGUGUUGUGAAGCAUGAACGUGGUCAAAGUAUAGAAAGAUUACAGCAGCCAAACAAACAAACAAAAAAAAAGAUGGAUAACCGACGGAGAAAGAAGUUGACGUACGUCACGACGGGACUGAUUUUCCUUCUGAGCGGAGUGGAAUACGCCGUGAUUUUACCCACGAUAUGGAGGUACUUGCAGACCCUAGAUGCGGAACCGUAUUUCCUGGGUUUGACCCUGUCAGCGUUCAGUCUGAGCGGCCUGCUGUCAGGACCACUGUUUGGCCACUGGUCUGACAGGACGCGAGCUAUAAAGAAGAUUAUCCUGUUUGGCAACGUUUUUGAAAUAGUCGGUAAUUUAAUGUACUUCAUGGGCUACUCCAAGUGGCUGCUACUGUCAAGCAGAUUGGUAGCAGGUAUUGGUGCAGGUAUCGGCUCAUCCAUCUUUGGCGCUCUAACCAGAUGCACCGCCCCAGAGGACCGUGCAACCGUAUUUGCUGCUGUCAUGGCCUGUCGACAAGCCGGCCUUCUGAUUGGUCCGGCAUUUAACAUCUUUUUGAGGCUGUGUGACUUCCACGUGGGUCCUUUCCUCGUCAAUAAAUAUACUUCACCAGGGCUGUUCAUGUGUCUGCUGUGGGCUCUCCUUCAACUGGUGGUGGUCUUCAUGUUCUGGGAUCUGCCACCGAUUGAGAAUGUGAAGGCCAAGAAUAGGUUGAAUAACAACAGAGACAAGGAGAAGACCGAGGAGGGGCUUGAGGAAGACGAGGAAGAGGGCGACGAAGAGGAAAAGCCGCUGAUGGCGUCCCAGGAGAUGAUGGGGUCCUACGGUUCAGUGGUACCAUCCAGCCCACUCAGCAACCACAAAUCCACUGUCUCCAAUGGCGUGCUGAAACAUACCGCCCCACCUCCCUCUCCUGUGACACCAGAAGCCCACCAGCCCCGUGCCUUUGCUUCCAGCAUGACAGCAGAGUUCCUGAGAGAAGAGGUAGUCGUGCUGCUGGCUGCUCAGUUCAUCACCCUCUUCAAUCAGACAGCGCUGGAGACCAUGGUCACCCCGCUCACCCAGAAGUAUUUCAACUUCGGCGAGCUGGAGAACAGUGUGAUGUACUGUCUGGCCGGCGUGGUGGUGAUCUCCGGCUUCAUGUUUGUGCGCUGGCUCAGCCGUCACGUAGCGGAGCGGGUGGUUCUUGUCAUCGGUCUGACCAUUGGCAACAUCUCCUGCAUUUGGUGCCUCAUCUUUGUGGCGAACCCGCUAGGUGGAUAUCCGUGGCAACUGACAGAGUUCAUCAUUGGAAUAUUUCUGCAGGUUGUGGGUUUGCCGUUUGUAGCCGUGGCCCAGGUUUCACUCUUCUCCAAAGUUACUUCUGAGAGAACACAAGGUUUCAGUCAGGGAGUUCGACGCUCAGUGGGAGGCCUGGCCACCAUCCUGGGCCCUCUGUGGGCCGGCGGUCUUACCCAGAACAUGUAUAUCAUGAUGGGGGUGAUGAUGGCGCUGCUCAUAAUACUAACGCUGAUGGUGGCCUUCUCGUACAACCGGCUGCUGGAACCUGCUGUAGAGGAAGAAACGGACAAUUCAGAAAACUGUGAUCAGAGCUGCGGGCUGACGACAGAGGAUGAGUGAUCGCGGAAGCGGGAGCUCCCUCGUCCAGCCCGUCCAGAGUCUGGCUGUCUGCAGUGGGAUCAGCAGCCUACAGGGUGAUAAAGGCACACUAACAGCCUGGACCCGUCAGAGGUUGGUCAAAGGACUGAUAGAGUGUGUACGAUGUAUUUCCUAUGGAAAUAUAGAAUCCUGCUGACAACACAUGUCCAAGCGUCGGAUGAAAAAUGUUCCCUGAAGGUUCAUUGCACCUUCUGCCUGUGUUUCAGCACAUGCAGCAUAAAACUAUUAAAUCCCUGAACAUGCUACGUGGUUGUGGAUUUAACUCACUUCUUUCCUUCUGCUUUGGGAGAAAAACACGAGAUGCUUAGCCUUGACACCGACACGUCAAGUGUUUAGAACUGGGCUGAUACAAAUCUUUUUGUCUGGAAGGGUUGUUUUUCACAGAUUCUUUGUUCUCUAAAGUCAAAUGUUUGACCAAAACUUUGAUUUGUAUCAAAAGGUUUGAAACGACCUUUCGAUCCACCUCUUUAUUCACUUUCAUUUCGUCUACAUCUGAUUUAAUGAAUUUUCUCCCCGAACAAAGAGAAAUAUUUGCAAAGAUCGUAUGUUUCACUUUCUUUGCAAGUCAUAUUUAUCCAUCUAAAUAUUAAAUUAUGAACUUUGUAAAUGAAUGUCGUCUCUGCUGUUGAGUCAGUGUGUGGCGUCAAAAACAACAUUGAAAUGUGAGUUUGUUGUACUGAAGCACUGAAAAUGCAGUUACAACAGCAUAUUCAUGUCAGCAAUAAAGUUCUCAAGGAAUCACAUAUACUGGGUUGUUUUUAGUGCGACGGUUAUGCAAAUGAACUCUACAGAUCUUAAAAUUCAGUGAAACUAUGCAGACAUGUGACAAACCUGAAGUCGAGGUGAACGUUCUGAUUCAUCUCGUGUUCAGGCCGGUGAAUGAUGAAUGUUUUUCUGCUUUGGAAAGGGCAGUGACCUUUUUAAUUUAAAAUGUAAUGCAUGUUUCCAACACCGGUGGGCGCUCUUAGUCUUUGUUCUGAAGUCCGUGGGCCUCGGUGCUACUGAGUCCAGUCAAAUACAUCUGGGGAAAAUCAGCUGUGGUGCACAAAAAGUCGUAGUUGUUUCAGAAGGCAGUGCUGAAAUUAAUCUCAGAAUUUAAAACAAACAAACAAAAAAAA